GAUCGUGAUCUCACUUUAGCUAGAGAGUCUGGACGCAGCAGUGUACACAAACUUCAUUGGAUCCUCUCUCUCUCUCAUCCCCAUUCCAAACUCAACUCAACAAAAGAACCCAAACAGCAAAGCUCAAACUACUUCACCCAUAACUUCCCCACAACACAAUGAAGAAAACCCACAAAUGCCUGUUGUACAUAGUAAUCGGAAUCAUUCUCCAAACAGCUAUCAUUCUCAUCUUCGUCCUGACUUUCAUGCGGGCUCGGACCCCGAAACUCCGGUUCGGCUCAGUCUCUGUCCAAACUCUCACCACCAACUCCUCUACUUCCUCCCCUUCCUUCACCAUGAAACUAAACACCCAAAUUACAGUAAAAAACACCAACUUCGGCAAAUUCAAAUUCGGCGAUUCCACCGCCACGAUGUAUUACAAAGGAAUCCCCAUCGGCGAAGCUGCUAUCGGUAAAGGGAAAGCGAAGGCUCGGUCGACCAAGAAAGUGGAUGUCAGUGUGAGUUUGAGCUCGAAUAAGGUGACAUCGGGGAAUUUGAAUUUGGCGAGUGAUUUGAAUUCCGGGAAAUUGAGGUUGACUAGUCAAGGUACGUUGAAAGGGAAGGUGCAUUUGUUGAAGGUGAUUAGGAGGAAGAAAACUGCGGAAAUGAAUUGCUACAUGGAUGUUAAUACCAAGACAAAGGCGGUUGAGAAUUUGCAUUGCAAGUGAUGAAUUUUUCUUCUGUCUUUUUGGAGUACAAAAGUGCUCGGUACAAAGAAAGUAUACCCGAAAUUACCCUGAAUACACUUUUAAAGGUAUUUAUAACUGUUAAUAGAUUUUUAUUAGCAGUAAGAAAUUCCUGUUCUGAGCGAUUUCGGGGUAUAUUUUCUUUGUACCUAGCAUCUCUUUUAUUGGUGUGUUUGUUGGUUUGGGUUUUCUAGAAGAAGGUUGAGGUUUGAUUGCUGAAAACAUGAACCCUUCUUGUGUGUUUGAGUUUUGAUUUUAAUAUUUGUUGUUGUGUUCUUU
Messenger RNA from Rhododendron vialii, 1004 nucleotides. Its product is annotated as late embryogenesis abundant protein At1g64065-like. The coding region runs from base 159 to 707 and encodes 182 amino acids. Lineage: Eukaryota; Viridiplantae; Streptophyta; Magnoliopsida; Ericales; Ericaceae. The transcript has a single exon. The record is from RefSeq and is a predicted model, not a curated record.